Messenger RNA from Lytechinus pictus (painted urchin), 456 nucleotides. RefSeq names its product laminin subunit alpha-2-like. Gene Ontology annotation, cellular component: basement membrane. The coding region runs from base 1 to 456 and encodes 151 amino acids. Gene Ontology annotation, molecular function: extracellular matrix structural constituent. The transcript has 3 exons. The record is from RefSeq and is a predicted model, not a curated record. Gene Ontology annotation, biological process: animal organ morphogenesis; tissue development. NCBI's taxonomy places the organism in Eukaryota, Metazoa, Echinodermata, Echinoidea, Temnopleuroida, Toxopneustidae.
AUGCAUCUUCGAUUUGGGAAGAUGGAGUUUGUUCUGCUCCUCUGUGCGGCUGUUACCCUGUGCAGCGGACUGUCGCCCCCGGUGGAGGGCCAGCAAGGUGAUGAUGCGAACGCAUUCAACCCUCGCGGACUUUUCCCUCAUAUCUUCAACUUGGCCACGAGAGGCCGAAUAUCCGUGAACGCAACGUGCGGGGACAGAGGCCCCGAGACGUACUGCAAGCUGGUAGAGCAUGUGCCCAACGAGUCGGAAGACUACCCACAAUGCCGUGUGUGCAAUUCUAGGAGCUUUUCCAAAGCCGAUCGGCACCCUAUAUGGAAUGCAAUAGAUGGGACUGAGAGUUGGUGGCAGAGUCCUAGUAUAGCAAACGGGAUGCAAUACCACUGGGUUACCAUCACGCUAGACCUUGGACAGGUUCAAUGCUUGGAGUGUGAAGUGACAGCUCCAGAUGUAACGUAA